Topomyia yanbarensis is the source of this 1466-nucleotide messenger RNA. RefSeq names its product lipoyl synthase, mitochondrial (gene Las). The record is from RefSeq and is a predicted model, not a curated record. The transcript is spliced from 5 exons. The coding region runs from base 84 to 1250 and encodes 388 amino acids. Gene Ontology annotation, biological process: lipoate biosynthetic process. NCBI's taxonomy places the organism in Eukaryota, Metazoa, Arthropoda, Insecta, Diptera, Culicidae. Gene Ontology annotation, cellular component: mitochondrion. Gene Ontology annotation, molecular function: lipoate synthase activity; 4 iron, 4 sulfur cluster binding.
UCAUCACUGACUCAUUAGCAAAUCAGUCGAUUUGAAGAAUUUGUUUUGAUAGCAUAAUCGACGAUUCUCAUAUCAGUUGCAAAAUGUCUCAACUGUCGUCUAAUUUCUUAAAAAUAACUGUUCAAAAUGGAAAAAUGAACUGUUUGAAGUUUCAUGUGCAGUGUAAACACACGGCCAACAUUCCACUGCAGACAAUACGCGAACGGCUGGAGAGCGGUCCUAACUUUCAGGAUUUUGUACAGAAUCCAUCCUAUAAUCGGGACGAUUGGAGUGAGUAUGAAGGAAAGUUAAAACGGGAGAAAGGUGAAAAUGAUCGUCUUCGAUUGCCACCCUGGCUGAAGACUAAAAUCCCGAUGGGAAAAAACUACAGUCGCAUCAAGGAGCAACUUAGGGAGCUUAAAUUAGCAACCGUCUGCGAAGAGGCCAAGUGUCCUAAUAUUGGCGAAUGUUGGGGCGGAGGAGAACAUGGAACGCAAACGGCCACUAUAAUGUUGAUGGGCGAUACGUGUACUCGGGGUUGUCGUUUUUGUAGUAUCAAAACAGCACGUACCCCUCCUCCAUUGGAUCCAGCAGAACCUAAAAACACAGCGAGUGCAAUCGCUUCUUGGGGUUUGGAUUAUAUCGUACUUACUUCAGUUGAUCGGGACGACCUGACUGAUGGAGGGUCACAUCACAUAGCAGAAACAAUUCGAGAAAUUAAGAGACAAAAUCCUCGCAUUUUCGUCGAAUGUUUGGCUCCGGAUUUCCGAGGUGAUUUGGAACACGUCAAAACGGUUGCUCUUUCGGGCUUGGAUGUGUAUGCUCAUAACAUCGAAACGGUUGAAGCGUUGACGCCAUUUGUUAGAGAUCGAAGAGCGCAGUACAGGCAGAGCUUAAAGUGUCUCCAAAGCGUAAAAGACAUAAACCCAACCAUGAUUACUAAAACAUCGAUCAUGUUAGGAUUGGGAGAGACUGACGAGCAGGUUGAGCAAACAAUGAAAGAUCUUCGUGCCGUGGGCGUGGACUGCCUUACGCUCGGUCAGUACAUGCAGCCUACCAAGCGACACUUGAAAGUGAUCGAAUACGUUACACCGGAGAAAUUCAAACACUGGGAGGAACGGGGCAAUGAAAUGGGCUUUCUAUACACCGCCAGUGGUCCCUUGGUGCGAAGCUCGUACAAAGCAGGGGAGUUUUUCAUCACCAGCAUACUGAAAAAUCGUGCCGAGCAAACUAAGAGAUCUGAAACGCAAACUGAUUCGAACCAGAAUUGAGCCAAAAAAAACGAAUCGUGUCAUUUUGUAGGUGCAGUGGGUAGCAAACCUGUCAAGUGUAAUUGGUGUAAAAAAAUAAUAAAAGUGCAAUUAUAUGAAUAUUAGUAUCAUGAUUUGUUAUUAUGUUCAUUGUGGAACAAUCAAAUGCUCGCACGUGUUAUAGAAAUCGCUAUAUGAUUAUUUGUAAAUAUAUAUGGACAUCUAGGUUGCUGUUAA